UCCUCAGAGCUGUUCCUGCCGCCUGUCAGUCCGAGCCCCGCCAUGGCCGCCGCGCUCCAGCCCCUCCGCGCCCUCAGCCGCGCCGCGAUGGAGCCCCGCGCCCGCCGCCUGCACCUCAGCGCCGCUCGCGGGGACGCCGUGGUGAUCUCGGGCAGGAAGCUGGCGCGGCAGAUCCGGCAGGAGGCGCGGCACGAGGUGCAGCAAUGGGUGGCUGCCGGCAACAGGAGGCCGCACCUGAGCGUGGUGCUGGUGGGCGAGAACCCGGCCAGCCACUCCUACGUGCUCAACAAAACCAAAGCGGCGGCUGAUGUGGGGAUCAGCAGCGAGACCAUCCUGAGGCCGGCCUCCAUCAGCGAGGAGGAGCUGCUGGAGCUGAUUGCCAAACUCAACGGUGACGCGGCCGUGGACGGGCUCCUGGUGCAGCUGCCCCUGCCUGAGCACAUCGACGAGCGCCGCGUGUGCAACGCCGUGAGCCCGCACAAGGACGUGGACGGGUUCCACGUGCUCAACGUGGGCAGGAUGUGCCUGGACCAGGACUCCAUGCUGCCCGCCACGCCCCGGGGCGUCUGGGAGAUCAUCCAGAGGACAGGGAUCCCCACGCUGGGCAGGAACGUGGUGGUGGCGGGCAGGUCCAAGAACGUGGGCAUGCCCAUCGCCAUGCUGCUGCACACCGACGGCAGCCACGAGCGGCCCGGAGGUGACGCCACGGUGACGAUCUCGCACCGCUACACGCCCAAGGAGCAGCUGAAGCAGCACACCAUCCGCGCCGACAUCGUGGUGGCCGCUGCAGGCAUCCCCAACCUGAUCACGGCUGACAUGAUCAAGGAGGGCGCGGCCGUCAUCGACGUCGGCAUCACCCGCGUGCAGGACCCGCUGACGGCCCGGCCCCGCCUCGUGGGCGACGUGGACUUCGAGGGGGUGAGGAAGAAGGCGAGCUACAUCACACCCGUGCCCGGCGGCGUGGGGCCCAUGACGGUGGCCAUGCUGAUGAAGAACACCAUCAUCGCUGCCAAGAAACUGCUGAAAACCUGUGAGCUGCAGGCUGUGCCUGCCUAAACUGGGCUGGGCUUAACCAGGGAUCCCUCAGAGCUGGGUUUAACCAGGGAUCCCUCAGAACACCAUCAUGGCUGCCAAGAAACUGCUGAAAACCUGGGAGCUCCAGGCUCUGCCUUCUUAAACAGGGCUGGGCUUAAUGAGGGGUCCCUCCAAACCAGGUUUAAUGAGGGGCCUCACUGAACUGGGUUUAAUGAGGGGGGUCCCUGCGAGCCUGGCUUAAUGAGGGGUCCCUCAGAACACCAUCAUGGCUGCCAAGAAACAGCUGAAAACCUGUGAGCUCCAGGUUGUGCCUGCCUAAACAAGGCUGGGCUUAUCCAGGGGCCCCUCACAGCCAGGCCUAACAAGCGGCCUCUCAGGGCCAGGUUUAAUGGGGGGGGUCCUUCAGAGCCAGGUUUAGUGAGGGGUCCCUCUGAACACCAUCAUGGCUGCCAAGAAACUGCUGAAAACCUGGGAGCUCCAGGCUCUGCUUGCCUAAACUGGGCUGGGAUUAAUGAGGGGUCCUUCAGAGCCAGGUUUAAUGAGGGGCCUCACUGAACUGGGCUUAAUGAGGGGGGUCCCUGUGAGCCUGGCUUAACGAGGGGUCCCUCUGAACACCAUCAUGGCUGCCAAGAAACUGCUGAAAACCUGUGAGCUCCAGGCUUUUUUUGAGCCUAAACUGGGCUGGGCUUAUCCAGGGAUCCCUCAGAGCCUGGCUUAACCAGGGAUCCCUCUGAACUGGGCUUAAUGAGGGUCCCUCAGAGCCUGGUUUAAUGAGGGGUCCCUCAGAACACCAUCAUGGCUGCCAAGAAACUGCUGAAAACCUGGGAGCUCCAGACUGUGCCUGCCUAAACAGGGCUGGGAUUAAUGAGGGGUCCUCCAAACCAGAUUUAAUGAGGGUCCCUCAGAGCUGGGUUUAAUGAGGGCCCCUCAGAGCUGGGUUUAAUGAGGGUCCCUCUGAACUGGGCUUAAUGAGGGCCCCUCAGAGCCAGGCCUGACCUCGCCAUUCCAGCCUGCCAGGCCGACAGCAAAUGCAAUAUUUCAAUAUUUGUUAUUUAUUGUCCUUUCCCCAGCCUGAGCUCACAGGGAUUGGCUGAGCUGGGAUUAUCCAAACUCCUGCUUGGUUUUGGGCUGGGAUUAUCCAAACUCCUGCUUGGUUUUGGGAUGGGAUUAUCCAAAUUCCUGCUUUGUAUCCACACUCCAAUUUU
This is a messenger RNA of Zonotrichia leucophrys gambelii, 2240 nucleotides long. It is a transcript of the gene MTHFD2, whose product is annotated as methylenetetrahydrofolate dehydrogenase (NADP+ dependent) 2, methenyltetrahydrofolate cyclohydrolase. Gene Ontology annotation, cellular component: mitochondrion. The transcript is spliced from 8 exons. Gene Ontology annotation, molecular function: methylenetetrahydrofolate dehydrogenase (NAD+) activity; methylenetetrahydrofolate dehydrogenase (NADP+) activity; methenyltetrahydrofolate cyclohydrolase activity. Gene Ontology annotation, biological process: tetrahydrofolate interconversion. Lineage: Eukaryota; Metazoa; Chordata; Aves; Passeriformes; Passerellidae. The record is from RefSeq and is a predicted model, not a curated record. The coding region runs from base 43 to 1056 and encodes 337 amino acids.